ACUGAACAAUCCCUGCUCCCUCAGCCACUCCCCAUAAGACUCCUCAUAGCUUUGUUGCCUUUCUCUGGCCACGCUCCAGGACAUGGAUGUCUUUCUUGUAGUGAGCAGCCCAAAACUGAACACAGCAUUGAGGUGCGGCCUCACCAGUGCUGAGUACAGAGGGACGAUGACUUCCUUGCUCCUGCUGGCUGCACUAUUUCUGAUACAAGCCAGGAUCUCGUUGGCCUUCUUGUCCACCUGGGCCAUUUCAUAUAAUUGAGUUUGCAGCGCUGCACUGAAGAGAUCUACUGCCAAGUGAAGCACCUCGAUGGGGUAGAGCCAUCUAAAUGAAUUCCAGUAUUCACAUCUUUGCCUGAUUAAGACUUUGCCCAGCGACCACAGCGCUGGGCAGCAUCGUACACUUCCAGGGCAGCACGGACUCGACGCGCGGCAGGCCCGCGUUCUGCCUCCCCUCCUUGUGGAGCUGUCCAAACGCAGCUGGCUGUUCCCGUAAAGCAGCCGUCCCGCGGGCUCGCUCCCGCUCUCCUGCACCCGCUCCGUGCCUCAUCCGCCGUUCGUGCGGCACUCGCAGCAGUCACUCCGUGUCACAAACCGGCCGGGAGGGCCCGGGGGGCGUUGCGGGCGGCCCCGGGGAGCCGCACUCGCAGCGGGCCGCCGCGGGAGGGUGCUGCGGGCCGCGCCGCAGAAGAUGUCGGCGGCGUGGUGCUGGUGGCUGCCGGCGCUGCUAUGGGGCGGCGCGGGGGGCUACGUGGUGCUCAGCUCGGUGUCCUGGCCGCUGCCCGAGGCGGGGGGAGCGGCCGACGAGCUGCACAGCUCCUCCACCGAGGAGGCGCUGCCCGGCCUGCUGGAGGAGGCGGGCGGCCUCUGGAAGCAGAGCUUCCCGGCUUCGGCGUACCGGGAGGACGCGGCGCUGGGCCCCGGGGCGGCGGCGCGGCGCUCGGAGCAGGGGGCCGCCCCCUCCCGCAUGUUCUCGUACCGCCGGCAGCCCGCCGCCCCGCCGGGCCGCGCCGCCACCGCCCGCCGUCUUGCCCGACACGGCGCCUGGGGCUUCGUGGCCUCCCGGGCCGCUCACGGAAAGAUCCAGGGGAUGCCCUACGGGAACCUUUUGCCUAUCAGCGAUGGUCCCAUCAAUAACAGCACUGGGAUCCCUUUCUUUUACGUGACGCUGAAAGAUAAUGCAGUGGCUGAUCUCCUGAAGGAUCCUGUAGCUUCACUGACCCUACCAGAAUUGGAUGGGAAUUUCUGCAGAAAAAAUGUAGUUGAUCCAGAGGAUCCAAGGUGCGCCAGACUGACACUCACAGGACAGAUGGUCACGGUGCCUCCAGAGGAAACGGAAUUUGCCAAGCAAGCAAUGUUUUCUAGGCACCCAGUGAUAAGAAAGUGGCCUCGUAGUUACGAGUGGUUCUUCAUGAAAAUGAACAUUGAGCACGUCUGGCUUCAGAGCUGGUAUGGAGGUGUUUCUACCAUUGCAGUAGAAGAGUAUUUAAAAGCAGAUCCAAGUAAAGCUUGAUUGAAUGGGCUUUGAGAGAGAGAUCUAUGGCAUUUCCUUUCCGAACACUUUAAACAUUUCAUGCUGGAUGGUUAUUUUACAAUGAUAUAUCUAUUUUAUUUUUAAAAGGCUUCAAAAUAGCUGUCUUACGUGGAGCAGAGUGAAAAUAAACCAACACAGACUUUCAAAUUAUAAAGGAGAGGUAGAUACCAGCCCUACCCUGCAAUGUAGAAACACAUCAUUUCAAACAGGCAAUGUAUCAUCUUGAAUACUGCUUGAAAAUGUCUUGUAUCUGUUUGUUUAGACUUUUUUUUGCUUUGCACUCAGUCUCUCACUAACUAUAAUGCUCUGUUUUACGGAAAAGGCAAAGUUGCCUAUUCACAACCCUCCAUGGAUUGUGGAAGUAUUAUUGCUGCUCGGUCUCUCCGUUUAUAAGCACUGUCUGCUGAACCUAAUAGCUGCAACUUUAGAUAUUUAAGUUGUUAAAAAUAUUGUGCUAAAGCUGUUCUUGUUUGCUAACUUAUAUUUUCUACUCAUAUUUUUCCCUAAUUGUCUAAUUUGAUAUUUCACUUGGAAAUUGAGUAGAAAGGCUCCAAAGACUCUUUUUGUGGAAAAAAAAUGCAAGCUGCUCAAACAACACAGCUUCAGCAGAACUUGUCUUCUACUGACACAAAGCUGGUUAAACAUGUAAAAAGACAAAACUAAACCAGGCUCACAGGAAUUAUCCCAAUACAAGUAUAAACAUUCUCCUAAGAAGAAUUUAAGUAUUCUAUGCUAGCCUGUUCCUGUUAUGAGACAGAAGUUUAUCAACAGCCUGUAGUCCCAAACUUUUUGCACCCCAUCUACAGCCACCACUUUAUUUUUAACUCAUUUAUGCAGUGGACUUUUGUAAACCCUCAUCAACUCAUCUAGGGAUAGAGCCAGUCCCUUAAUUCUGAAAUUUUUUCCCUAAGCUUUAAAGGGUUUGUUCAUGGCUUUUUUUUUAAAGAAGUCUGAGGAUAGAUAGGUAUUUCAGACUAUUGAAAUACUCUUUUUUCUAGUGUGGAAAGUGUAAACCUGGUUGCAAACACACUGUGAAUAGGCAAUUAAUAGGCAUCUUAUAUGAUAAUCCCAAAAGAGUACAAAGAAGUUUUAAUAAUCUUCACCCAUUUCUUGAGAUGUGCUGGUAAUCUUAUUCUGCAAUUCCUAAUGGGGUGAUAGUGAAAAAGGUUCCAUGGCUAGCUGGCCACAUCAUGACGCAGUUUGAAAAUUAUAUGGCUGCUCUCCCUGUUCUGUUAAGAAAGAGGCAGAUUGAGAUAGCUUUCUCUGCAUCCCUGGGAGGGAAGCAGAGCCCUUGGCACUAGCCCACACCAAGGCAGGCAUGAGUAGUGUGGGUUUCUCAGCAAGCGACCUGAGCUUUUACAGGUUAAUCCCCAGCCAGAGCUCCAAGGCAGCUCAAGGAGCUGUGACCACCUGGAAGCCAAUUAAGUGUAGCUGAGCUUAUUGUGGUUGAGGCAUGAAGAAAGAGUGUCAUCCUCUGAGCAGACCUGGGCACUGUGAUGUUUUAACUUCCAGGGCCACUUAGACCUUGGCUUCAAAUCUGCAGGCAUCACUAACAUUCCUAAUAUUCUGUAAGAACUGAAGGAAGAUGCAGGAGAGGAACCUUCUUUAGACACUUGGUAAGCAUUUUUUUUUCUUGUCUUAUUGCCAGUGAGUCUGCAGAUCUCUUGCAGAGGUAAUUACACAAGAGGAGGAAGUGUCCUGCCUGAAUGUAUUUCCCGUAUUUUCUUGGCAGAUGAGCAGCAUCCUCCCAUCUAAAUUUGCCCCCAAAUCUGGUACUGUGUAGUACUGAAUCAAAAUGGCUGGUCCUGUACUCACGCGUAGAAUACCAUUCAGUGAAAUCAUUCUUGAUUCAAAUAAUUUUGCCGUGGACAUCUUUGUGCACUGUGGAUUUGACACUUUGUCCAUUGAGAAUAAUGGGACUUUUAAAACAGAGGUCAAUAGGCAGAGUCCUAGGCUCUCUAAGGGAAUCUCCACUUGUCCAAACUACACAUUUCUGUGCAACUUUACAUGGUUUAUCAUCCUUGUUCACUGCUAUUCCUAGAGAAGCCUGAACUUCUCUCCCACUCCCCCCCACAAACACACGCACACAUCCAGUGUAGGGGCAUCAUGUUUAAGCAAGCUAAAGAAUUUUAGAAAUUUUCACUUCCAUCCUUAGGCAGCUUGGUAGCAGGGACAUGCUCUUAGCAUGUAUUAUCCUUUACUGACUCUUGCCUUAAAGCUGUAAGGGAGUGUGUCCACAAUAUUUAGAUAAAGAGCUUUAACUGUUUAAGAAGCGUGUGCUAUAAGAAAGGCUUUGAAUUUACACUACUUGCUGUCUCCCUGCACAGUUAGAUUAAUUGGAGAUAUAUACUGUGUAAUAAAUUGACAUAUUCAUCGGUGAGCUUUCCUAUACCGACAAGCCUUGAGAUUCUUGACAGAAGCUCAAAACACAAAGCAGGAAUGGCAUGUAAAGUGACAAGAGAGCCUUCAUAAAGAAACACUGCUGUAAAUCACCCGUUCACAUUUCAUGCCUUCUUCUUUCACGGAAUAGUUCCCAUUAAAAUUCUUUAAAGUCUACAGAAAUUCAUCGAAAAUAUGGCUUGCAUAUUUUUGAAUGGAAUUUUCCAGAGCACAAAAAGGGGAAGGCACAGUCAAUAAUUUGUUUAACUGUGCUUUACAUUAUUAAUUACACACUACUUCCAUUUUUUCCUUAAAGAGGCAAAUGUAUCAAGUGGUAUUGCUCGUCAUAUGCCAAGUGAUGUUUGUAAAAGCUUUUAAUUGAAAGAGACUUAUUAAGAUAGCAUAAUGAGAUCAGAUUUCCUUGAGACUGUAAAGGGUCUCACCUUGCUUCAGCUUAAGUCGGUAGCAGAACUCCUAUUUAUUUGUUGUGCUUUGAUUAUUAGAUCAAAGAAACAUCUUUAGAAAGUCUGGAUAAGCCCUGAUAAAUUUAUUAAGUAUUUCAGCUGGUUGAUGUGUAAUUUAUUGCCACGUGUUCUGUAUUUUACUUAUUUCUUAAGCUUCUCCAAAAACACUUGUUGUGCAACACCUAUUAUUUAAAACUUUAACUGGGGUUUUGCAAUAUUUAAGAGACGUAUUUAAUCCUGUCUGUGCAUUUGCUGAAAAAAGGAAGACAAAGUUCUGAAUCCUGGGCUCAAACGUUUUGCUAAGUUGUGCACACAUCAUGCAUGCACAGUAUUUAAGCACAGCUAGUUUAACUGCUGUUCUUAUUUAACCAAAGAAUACUCCAUUACUGAUGAAAUUUUCAUCACUUAGCUCGAUGAAGUUCAGUAUGUUUUAUUUCUGGGUGUGUACUCCAAUCUGCAAUGCAUUUUGAUUUCUAAAGAUACUGAAUGUUAACAAAAUGUCUAUCAAGGACAAAAUGCAAAUAAAACAGUUUUCAAAGAGGAA
Molecule: messenger RNA, 4918 nt
Organism: Numida meleagris (helmeted guineafowl)
Lineage: Eukaryota; Metazoa; Chordata; Aves; Galliformes; Numididae
Gene: CREG2
Product: cellular repressor of E1A stimulated genes 2
Exons: 4
Coding region: 689-1510 (273 amino acids)
Source: RefSeq, a predicted model, not a curated record